AUGUACGCCCUCCCCUCGUCGCGCCUCCGCUCGCCUCGCCGCGCCUCCGCUCGCUUCGCCGUGCCUCCGCUUGCCUCACCGCGCCUCCGCUCCCCUCGUCGCGCCUCCGCUUGCCUCGCCGCGCCUCCGCUCGCCUCUCCGCGCCUCCGCUUGCCUCACCGCGCCUCCGCUCCCCUCGUCGCGCCUCCGCUCGCCUCGCCGCGCCACCGCUCGCCUCGCCGCGCCUCCGCUCGCCUCACCGCGCCUCCGCUCUCCUCGCCGCGCCUUCGCUCACCUCGCCGCGCCUCCCGUGCGGUCAGCGCGCCAACAUCCUCGUCGCGCUGCCCCUCCUUGCGCCUUCACUCCCGCUGCCCUUCUCCCACCUGCCCAUCCCUUGCCCUCGUUUCCCUGCCUUUCCAUUCCCUCUUGUUACCUUCCCCUCUAUUCCCUCUGCUUCCCCUCAUUCCCCAUCUGCUUCCCCUCAUUCACCCCUCUUCUAACCUCAUUUACUCCCCUGCUUCCUCUCGAUUUCCCCUCUGCUUCCCCUGGUCCCCCCUGCUUCCCCUAUUCCAGCCCCCUGAUUUUCCAAAUUUUAACCUCCUGCUUCCCCUAAUUUCUCCUUUUGCUUCCCCUCAUGUCCGCCUCUGCUUCCCCACAUUUCCGCUGCUUCCCCUCGUUUCCCCCUCUGCUCUCAUCGUUCCCCCCCUGCUUCCCCUCAUCCCCCCCCCCUCCUUCCCCUCAUUUCCCCCCCUCCUUCCCCUCAUUUCCCUCUCUGCUUCUCCUCAUUUCCCCCCCUGCUUCCCCUCAUUUCCCCCUCCGCUUCUCCUAAUUCCCCCCUCCGCUUUCCCUCCUUCCCGCUUCCGCUUCAACUCAUCCCCCCCUCCUCUUCUCCUCAUUCCCCCCUCCGCUUCUUCUUAUCCCCCCCCCCGCUUCUCCUCAUUCCCCCCUCUGCUUCUCCUCAUUCCCCCCUCCCUUCCCCUUAUUUUCCCCUCUGCUUCAACCUGUGCAGAGACUUCACAUUCUCUCCGUGCUUCUCUGUCCCCUAGUCCCCCAUGCGCAACCCUGUGCCCAUCAGGUGGUGGACGAGGCAUGCCGCUUGCUGUGCCAGUCAUACCAUAA
Closterium sp. NIES-65 is the source of this 1098-nucleotide messenger RNA. The record is from the annotation of a GenBank genome assembly. NCBI's taxonomy places the organism in Eukaryota, Viridiplantae, Streptophyta, Zygnematophyceae, Desmidiales, Closteriaceae.